Molecule: messenger RNA, 3788 nt
Organism: Trifolium pratense (red clover)
Lineage: Eukaryota; Viridiplantae; Streptophyta; Magnoliopsida; Fabales; Fabaceae
Product: probable WRKY transcription factor 27
Exons: 9
Coding region: 1351-3534 (727 amino acids)
Biological process (GO): regulation of DNA-templated transcription
Cellular component (GO): nucleus
Molecular function (GO): DNA-binding transcription factor activity; transcription cis-regulatory region binding
Source: RefSeq, a predicted model, not a curated record
ACCGCUCAAUCAUUUUCUUUCUUCUGUAGAUUAUUGCAAAAACCGAACGCACCGAAAAAUCCAAAGUAGAUUAGAAGACCUUCAGCAACGUAGUAUAUGAGGAGUCUUCUUCAUUGGCAAAGGACUGACUAUAGUGAUUUGAUAGAUCUGCAAAACGAGAAUGAUGUACGAGGAAGAUCGUAUUGGGAUACGGUGCUGGGGGAAAAUGGAAUGGUGAGGGCCAGAAUCGAGGCUUUGAGGAGAUCGCUGGGGAAGAAUUGCGAUUGUCCUGCCAUUGUGCUAUCUAAGUUUCAUAUGUCAAAAAAUUGAAUAUACCAAGUGGCGUGGUGGGUGCCUGCCGUCUUGAUUUAGCAUAUGAACAUUUCAAGGAAAAGCCUCAUUUUUCCAAACGAGAAACAGGUCAAGGCAGCUAAUAAACUUCUGAAGACAAUCCCUCACAAUGGUGUUGGGAAAAAGGUCGAUGGAUAUAGCAAUAGCAACUACAAAUGGAAUUAAACGGUAUACUCCCUACUUCUUUGAUAAAAAUAUGCUUGAUAACAUUCUUGAAGAAGCUGUUGAUCAACAAUUCCAUACAUUAAUCCAACCUCGGCAAAUUCUGCUGCGGCGAGAUGUGGUUGAUGACAACUUGGCGGCAGAAGUGGUUGAGGAAAUUGCAGAUAGUUUAUGGGAGCCUCCAGAGGUUCAAGAAGUGCUCGAUGAAAUGGGCCAUCCUAGUAUACCAUUUAGUUAUUUCGAAAGCUGCGGAACUCGAGUUCCAUUAUAAUGUUGACAAAGCACUCUUGGGUAAUAGGUGGUUGCGGAAAGCGACAAGCAUACAACCGAAGUUUCCAUAUAUGGUUGACUCCUUUGAAAGAAGGAGUUCCUAUAUUUAGGACGGAGGGAGUAAUAGACAACAUUGUGAGUUUGCACUAAUCCUCUAUCUCUUAUAUAUAAAUACAUGGAGAUAUCAUAUUAAACCCGUGUAACAUUUAAGUCUUGUUGUCGCAUCAAUUUUACUUUUUAUGUUUAUUUGAUUAUUAAUGUAUUUAAUUCAUAUUAUGGAUAGAUUCAUUAAUAAAUUCGUUGCGCUCCACCAUUAAAUAGCUUGCUUUGGUCGCUCCUUGUUGUCUAUCUAUUCUUUUCUCUCUUUCGUUCCAUCUAUCUGUCUCUCUAUAUCAACUAAAUUUUUUUGUUUUACUCGAAAAGUUAGGUGUUUUGUUCCUUUAAUUUGGUUUUGUUUCUCGAGUACCCAUUCAAUUUAAUUAGGUAAAAACAAAAUCACUAAACACAUUUUUCUUCAGUUGAAAAAAUACACACACAGUGUGAUUGUGAUUCUGCUUAGAUUUCAGUUCUCGUCACCCCAAAAAAUUAAUGUUUUUUGUUUCUCCCAUGGAUAAUAAUGAUUGGGAUCUAUUUGCCAUUGUGCGUAGCUGCAAAGCAAGCACCUCUACUCCUCAUGACACCAUUUCUGAAAAUCCAUCUCCACCUCCAACCCCAACCACUACCAACACCAACACCACCACAAAUAACACGACAUCCCAUCAAAGGGCCACACCAUCUUAUUUUGAUAAUCGUACUUCUGCCCAUCGAAAUAGCUCGAUCUCUUUUGCCUCCCCCACCAUCCCGAUCCCUACCUCCACUAUCCCAACAAUUAUUACCAAUACCACAACUUCCCCCACCACAACUAUCCCCAACCUCAACACCACCAUCAUCCCAACAACAAUCACCACCACCACCCCCACAACUUUCACUACCACCGCCCUCACUUCCACUAUUUGUACCCUGACAAACACCAUUGCUACCCCUGCUACAACCACUAUUCCAACAAUAAUUACCAAUACCAAUCCCGACACCUUUAUUCCAAUCCUAACAACCAGUAUCAACACCUUCAACAUCACAUCUCCAACCAACAAUAGCACCGCAAUUACCCCCUUCUACACUACCACAACCUUCACUACCUCUAACCUCACAACCACCCCUGCUACAACCAUUAUCCCAACAAUCAUUACAAAUGCUACAUCUUCCCCCACUGCAAUUAUCCCCGCAUUCUCCACCGCCACCAUCCCCAAAAAAAUUACCUCCACCACCAAUACCAUCACUAACACUAAUACUAGCUUUCAUAACUUGAAUCGAAGUUCUACCUUUUUCAAUAUCCCAACAUUCAUCGAACAACAACUGAUGCAACCAAAUGAGUUGACUGAGCUCGAAAAAUUGACAACCACCAGAUCUAUCCCCACUACCACCAUUAUCCCAACAAUUUUUAACAACACAACAUCUUCCCCAACCACUAUUGUCUCCACCCUUUCCAUGACCUCAAUCCCAACGUACAUCACUACCAUCGGUAACACUAAUAAUAGUGUUCAUAACUCGAAAGAAAGUUCUACUUUUUCUUAUUUCCCUACACUCAUCAAGCAACAAAAUGAGUUGACUGAGCUAGAAAAGUUGAAACACAACUUCAAUCCCAACACCACUAUUUCAAUCCCCACAAACACUUUCAGCACCUUCAACAUCACUAAUCCAAAUACCACAAACACCAUGAUUGCCCCCAUCUACACUACAAAUACCUUCACUACCCCCACCCUCACAUCAACUAUUUGCACCCAUACAACCAAAACUACUCACCCCACUAUGAAUAACACUAAUAUUAGUGUUCAAGGAACCAACCAAUAUCCUACCAUUUCUAAUUUUACAAUACCCAUUAAACAACAAAUUCAACCAAACAACAACAAUCAAGUGUUUUUUCCCAAACAUCUUACCCACAUUGAAAUGACAAAUCUUCAUUUUGAUCGUACAUACAAUCAGCCAUCAGUUCCACAACAACUCCCAAGAGAGAGCAAUCAACUACCUCUAGUACCCCAAAUUAAUUCUCAGGUUUUAUCAAGUACACAUCCACAAGAACCACAACACAACUCAAGAAAAAGAAAAAAUAAUAAUCAAAUGGGGUUGGAGGGCCAUGUGAUUGAAGAGAAGGUCAAAGAAGAUUCAUGGACAUGGAUAAAAUACGGACAAAAACCCAUUAACGGGUCUCCACAUCCAAGGAGCUACUACAAAUGUAAUAGUUUCAGCGAUUGUCCGGCAAGAAAAAUGGUACAAAAAAGCAAAACCAAAAACAACACUUAUGUUGUGACGUAUAAGAGUGAUCACGACCAUAUAAAACCAGCAGGUAAUCUAAACUCGAUGAUUGGGACCUCCCUGAACAAGUCAUCAGAGACUAGAUUACCCGCUACAAGAGAACCUGGAUCAUCUUCAAAUGUUGGAAACUUCCAUUUGCCUAACGUGGCGGUGCUGCAGUUUGAUCAACCAGAGAGCAGCAAUGUUAGCAACUUCAGAUCACCUAAUGUGAUGAUGUUGCAGUUUGAUCAGUUGGAGAGCAAUAAUGGUCAAAUUUUUGCAGAUGAAUCAGAUAAAAAAAUGACUGGAAGCUUAGAUGAUGAUGAUGAUGAUGAUGAUGAUGAUGAUGAUGAUGAUGCCAUUUUGCUAGAAAAAAUGAAAACUAUAUUGGAGAAUUUCUUAGUAGAUUUCAAGCACAUUAUGGCGCUUAUUCCCUUAGAUUGAUAUAAACCAAAGAUCUUUCUCAAUUUGAGCCGAUUAAGUUUUGAAUCGCCCUCCAAAUAAUAUAUGAUUCAAUGGUUUUUUCAAUCGGUGCACAAUAUUUCACUAAAUAAAUAUUAUUAAAUUGGUCACUUUUCGUUUUACCGAUUAAUUUUUAAUAUUGAUCUUAUUAUUGACAAAGUGAGCAAUUAAUAAUCUUUAUUGGGAACAAAAUUGUACCCAUGCAAAACCAUUUAAAAAUCAUAUUUAUUACACAA